Molecule: messenger RNA, 1528 nt
Organism: Vitrella brassicaformis
Lineage: Eukaryota; Vitrellaceae
Source: the annotation of a GenBank genome assembly
CUUACAGGUCCAUCCAUCCAUUUUGUAUCCACCUCCUUACCCAGGCUGGCUGUCUGUCUGUGUGUGUGUGUGUGUGUUGUGUGUGCGGAUGGACAAGGUCAGUGGACAGGUCAGUCAGUCAGUCCAUGAGUGUCUUUCUGACUCUAAUGCGUGUUUGAGUGUUUCAGUUCAUGUCUAAACGCCUGACUCUCUCACCCCGCCCUAUGUCAUGUCUACGCAUAUCGACACACUGCCUAACCUAACCCAACCUAUCCUCAUCUAAUUCAGCCUUCCCUUCCCCCUCCCACCGCUGAUCGAUCGAUCAGUUGGUGGCCACCAUAUGUCUCUUGGGAGCUCUGUAGUCGACAAAGAUGCCUCGUAUCGGGUCAUAUGUGCCUGCAGGCACUCACCACAACACAGCACAGCACAGCACACCGCAGUUAACACAUCGGUCUGUAUGUCUGUCUGUCUGUGUCUAUCAGUCAGUCAGAUCGGCUACAACACUACAAAGAGAAAACGAGCUACGUGGGUGUGGCGGGGCAUUCGCGCCAUUCUACGUUGGUUGGACGAAUGAGUGCCUACGCACCGGUUUGGAAGGCUGGCGAGACAUUGGAAGAGGAGCGGCCGAAGUAGAAGGCCCUGCCCUUGGGCAUCCCCUGGUGGACCACACUCACGAAGCGCUCCUUUCUCAGCACUCGGGUGUCCACCACAGCGGCAGGGAUGUGCAGAUCAGACGCCAAUGGCGGACCAUCUGAGCCAAAGAAGGGCGGGCACAUAUACGUGCAGAUGUUGUGCCAGGCUCUCCUCUGUGUGUCUGUGCUAAGGCUACUUGAGAUGAUGUUGUAGAGUGGCUUCUUCUCCCAGAAGGUCUUGCCGAGACACACAUCCGGCGCCGCUCUCUGCCUCUUCGGGUGGCAGAAGAACCGCUGGCUCUCACUCGUGAAGUGCUCCUUGGCAGUCACGCCUUUACGCAUGACCUCUGGGGCCAGCUCCACCUGGCUCCUGCCCUUGCUGGCGUUCGCCUCCCUCUGCUCACGGGCCUCACUCGACAGCCGCUCCCUCGCCCCUUCCUCGAGGGACGCGUACGCCAGCUGCUGCUCGGUCACCACGCCUGCAAGCGACCUGCCGGCCUUCUGGGUCAGGCAGGGACCUGCAGACGUGUGUACAUGUGAGACACAGAUAAGUGUUGGGGCCGGGCCAUCUGAUGCACUCACUGCGUGAAUGGAGACACAUGUAAGUACCUAUCAGCGGUGCAUAGUUCUUGUACGGGGGAGGGGAGUAGUCAGCCUUGUAAGUCUCCCCAGGCUCCCGCAGGUCACGGUAGGCGCUCUUGCUCUCACCCGCGGCCCGUUCGGACGGCGACGGCUCCCACUGCUCACAGCCGAUGUCGAACUGCUGCCUUUUGAAGGCGUUGGCGAGGUCGGAGGACCUUUUGCCGGUGGGCUUGUCUUUGCUGUCUUUGCCGAUGCCGUUGAAGACGCCCACGUAGUCCCUUGCAAGGUGAAUGGGCGUCUGCUCUGCCAUGAUGAUGCCUGGGGGCGUAGUGCGG